Paraglomus brasilianum is the source of this 180-nucleotide messenger RNA. Lineage: Eukaryota; Fungi; Glomeromycota; Glomeromycetes; Paraglomerales; Paraglomeraceae. The record is from the annotation of a GenBank genome assembly.
AUGCUUACACCUGUAAGCAUCAGCCCAGAUACUAUCGAUCUUGAUGCAUUUUAUGCACAAUACCCUAGCAGAUUUGGUAUCUUUGUCUAUGAAGAUAACCCUGCUAUAGCUAAACCUACUCCCCCCAAUACUAAACCAACCCGAUGCCUUUCAACUGUUUUACGCGACCCCAACUUCAAA